AAUGAAUUAAGUCGAAAUCCCAAAUUUUAAAUGUUUAAAUCAAAAUCACACUUAAAGCAUAGAAUAGAUUUGUUUUAAUAAAUAGUGUACAGACUCAAGAUUAAUUUGCUAAUAAUGUCUUCAAAAAGGACUACAUUAACAGCACAUGAAAGAAGUUUUGGGAUUGAACGCUUUGGUCAGCUUUAUUGAUGAUAAUAAUAAGUCAUGUGAUACUCUAUGUGAAACGAUAAGCAAAUAAGGAGAUCUAGUUUUGGACUCAUACUUCAAAUUGAAAAAUGAAAUUAAAAAUAAAUAUCAAAUCUCAAACAAAAGACUUUAAAUAAUGGAUUCAGGUUAACUGAAUUAAGCCAUUAGUUAAAUGAUUUCUCUUAGUGAUUAUAAAGUGUAUAUCUCAAAGACAAUUAUGGAUUUAUCAAAUGAAUGGAAGUUAAAAGUUGACAAACAAAUAUAAGAAUUAUUGCUAAAAACAGUAAAUUUUACAGAAGUCAGAAAAGAUGAUGAAAAAUCAUCAACAAAUUUAUUCAACAAGGGUGAUUUAUUUAUAUUGAAUUAGGGUUUGCUUUAUAUAAUAAUCAAAAAUUCGAUGAUGCCCUUUAAAUAAUUGAUAAGACUUUGAAAUUGAAUCCAAAAAAUAGAGAUUCUUUAUGGUGUAAAGGUAAUGUAUAUUUUUAUAUAUAGGUGAAUGUUUAAUAAUGAAAAACAAUUUGGAUGAAGCUUUAAAUUGUUAUAAUUAAGCAAUAUCUGUGGAUCCAAAACAUUUGAACUCCCUCUCAGCUAAAGGUAAUGAAACCUAAAAGAAUAUAUUAGGUGAUUGCUUAAGAGGACUUGGAUAAUUUGAUGAAGCUAUAAUCUUAUAUGAUCAAGCAUUAUCAAUAAAUUCAAAACAUUUAGAUUCUUUGUAUGGAAAAGGUAUAUAUCUUAUAAAUCCAUAAGGUGAUUGUCUAAGAGAGUUGGGUAAAUAUAAUGAAUCUUUAAAAUGGUUGAAUUAAGCUCUUUCCAUAUACCCUUAAGAUUACUUUUCACUUUAAUCUAAAGGUAACUAAUAAAAAUAUCAAAAAAUUUACAAGGGGUGUGCCUACAAGAAUAAUAGAACUUUUCUGAGGCUUUAAAAUGUUUUGAGCUAGCUUUGAAGAUCUCACCUUUUGAUCAAUUUAAUUAAAUAAGAAAAAGUAAUCAUUUUUAUGAUUAUCAGAUAAAUGUGAAUUAUCCUUAAAGAAGAAUUGAGU
Molecule: messenger RNA, 1226 nt
Organism: Paramecium pentaurelia
Lineage: Eukaryota; Ciliophora; Oligohymenophorea; Peniculida; Parameciidae
Source: the annotation of a GenBank genome assembly